AUGAUAGCCACAUUCUCCGACUUCCUUACUGUCCUCGACCAGAUGGCCUUGGUGCCUGCCGAGUUGCAAGCCAGCCUAGACUCGUCUGCUCUAACUCCGAGUCAGGCCGAAGUGCUGCGUCAGAUCGCAACUCAUUUCCUUGAACCAGAAGGUCUGCCCCAAUCUGGGUCUUCUGUUCGACCAGUACCAGCAUCGCUUGAUCCCUGGAGAACUUUUCAUCGCUGCAACCACCUCGUGCUCGAUCCCGUGUACCAUAAGAUUCUAAUCUCGGGCCCGCAACAUUUUGUCGAUUCUUAUCGAGAUGCGACAGUCUACGACGGCGUUAUGUUAGCAUCCAGAGCUGCAGAGCAUCAGUCUGUGAAACGACUACGCGAGCUCUUGAUUUCGCUAGCGUUAUUCGACAUUGGCAGAGAUCGCUUCUCACGUUUCUCUGGGAAUAAAUUGUCAGAUCGUAUGAAGGACGAACUUCAGUCGCUAUUUCCUGAGGGAGAUGUGAUCGAGCAGUACAAGGCAGGCAAAAAUCUGACCCACCUCUGCGAAAAGUUUGGCCUGGGUUGCGUAUUGUACCUGGCCAACCUCCUCUCCAAGGACUUCUUGUGCAAGAAAUUUACUGCCAGUGGACGAUACCACGAUGGCGCCAUCGAUCACCUCAACACAUUACACUUACAACAGGUAGCCAGAGAGAGCGGAGCCAACGACUUCGUCGAGAAGGCUAAGGCUCUGUCGUUGAUGUACCUGAAGAUGAGGACGAGCCAGUGUUGA
Molecule: messenger RNA, 762 nt
Organism: Aureobasidium melanogenum CBS 110374
Lineage: Eukaryota; Fungi; Ascomycota; Dothideomycetes; Dothideales; Saccotheciaceae
Exons: 2
Coding region: 1-762 (253 amino acids)
Source: RefSeq, a predicted model, not a curated record